AUGUGGCUGUGGGAUCGACCGGUAAGGCACAUACGGAAGUAUGAAGGAGAGGUUCCGCUCAGAACUGCUACGGUACAUGUGCCGAGUGCCCUUUGUCACGUGACCUGGAUACUGAAUCGAGAGGCGAUAGUCUAUCUUUAAAUGCAUAUAUUGUAGAAGAUCAGUAACCUCAAAAGGAAAAUGAAGAGAAACCACGACGAAGAAAUAGUUUCUUCUCGUUUGAAUUCCCGUGAUCCGGAAGUAGUAUAUUCCCGGAGCGAAAUAAAAGGCGAGCCUGAUUUUGAUAACAUCGCACAAGCUUUAGGAAAAGAAUGGACAACUCUCGGAACAGCCCUGGGAUACAGAGGUGCCCAGUUGGACCACCUAAGGGAAAUUUACCAUGGCCGGCCUGUGCAGAGGAAUCACGUUAUGUUGGAAAUGUGGUGGAAAGUCAUGACGUCCCGAAAAGAUCGAUGUGAAGUAACUCAACUGUUAGCAAAAAUCAUGGAUGAUUCUGGCCUCAGAGUGAUAGGGGAGGAAAUUGCAAGUUGCUCUGAAGUAUCUACUACACAAGAAGAAAUGGAAAUGCUUGUUUCGAAGAUCCGUUUUGAUAUUGAAAACAACUCUGCUCAGAAGGAACAACUUCAAUGUUUUAUUGAAGAAUGGAAAUCUCGAGAUAAAAAAUAUUUUGAGCCAAGAUUCUUCUCCAACGCUAAAGAAAUGCUUAUUAAAAACGGAUGUGUAACUCUUAUAGCGCCCCCUGGUGACGGAAAGACAGCAACCUGUAUGCACCUUGCACUUCAAAUGAUGGAUGAUGGUUAUAGCGUUCAUCCCAUGAGUACACAUAGGGAACUGAAAAACUGCAACCCCAAUGAAAAAGCAUUGUAUAUAUUAGACGACCCGAUCGGGACAACCAUGCUUGAGAAAAAACAGGUGCGUAAGUUCCUACAACGAAGUGCUGUUAUAAAUAGUUGCAUAGAAAAGGGCAGCACGAAAGUGAUCGUAACCAUGAGAAAAAGACUUUACAAGGAAGGAAAACAUUUGAUUCGGGACAGUUACAUGGCAAAGAAUUGUAUCGAUCUUACAGCGGAGUGUAAUCGGUUGAAUCUUGAAGAAAAAAAUGGAAUUAUUGGUAAACAUGGCCUUGCACGGGACAUAUUUAAAGGGCACAUAAACGAAGAAUAUUUCCCCGGGUUUCCAGUUCUUUGUCAUCUUCUAUCUGUGCCUGAUGCCAAUGUUUCCGAACAGAAGCUUGAUCCUGUUUGUGUGAUUAAAACACAGAUGGAGGACUUGAGACUCGCCAAAGGAUACAAUUAUUGCGCUUUGAGCUUAAUUGCACUUUUUGACGGUGUGUUUGACAUGGACAUUUUAUUAGAGGUUGACCGUAGCAACGCACCCACGAAUGAGAAAGUGAUAGACGUGGUCCGUUCGUGCGGUUUGUCAGGUGAAAGAAAGACCUUUCAUAAAAUCCGCAAGUGUUUUGAUGGUAUGGAGGACGUUUAUGUGAUAAAGGAUCAGAUUGGAAAUCACAGAUUCUUGCAUGAUUUCAUAUAUGAUGCUGUUGCUGUCUUGUAUGGAGCAGAAAACGUCCCAGUUGUCAUUAGACAUUUCAGUCCAGCGUUUCUGCGAUGCCGGAUUCGAGUAAAAUCUACGAACGUAGAUGUUGGCGUUGAUCAGAUAGAGCUGUUACCCAAAUACUUCACAAAGUUUGCCGAACGCAUAUCUAAGGACCUUCAGCAUGGAUUCAUUACCGACGUCUUCACUAAUCCGUCUAUCCUAAAUGUUGAAUUCCAGAGCUGUUUGAAAACAUGUUUAUUGGAGUACCCAGAAGAUACAAGGAAGAAAAUGCUCUCUUAUCAACCAGAAGUGAUUUAUAAUGAUGACAAAGAAAUGAAGAAGGCUCUUGACUUCGCUAUCUUAUCCGCAACACCGAUUCACUGGAUGAGUAGGCUUGGGAUGUGUUCCUUUCUGCGUGAGUUGCUAGACACAUUUGGUAGUACUUUUUUGAACUCAUUACCUGGAGGUACCAUGCCAUUGCAUUUCGCUGCCGGCUAUGGACAUUUAGACACAGUCAAGUUGCUACUAGAUUUCGAUGCUGACGUCAAUGCUAGGUCCAGACUCCAGAUUGAUGAAAGUUUAAAGGGAAUCGGUGAGUAUUACACUGGAUUUACUCCCCUCCUCUAUGCAUGCCGAGAGAACCACGUUGACGUAGUGAGUUGUUUACUGCAGAAUGGCGCCAAUCCAGACCUGGUGCGAGACCAUGGCGGCUCUCCAAUGCUGAUCACGUCAGACAAGGGACACCAUAUAGUUAUCAGGAAACUGCUUGAUUACAACGCAGAUCCAAAUAUAUGUUGUGAGCAUGGCACAUCACCGCUUUUCUUGGCAUCACAGGAAGGACACAGUGAGUCUGCCAUGACUCUGCUGGAAGGCGGAGCUUUCAUAAAUCAUAAGAAACCUUCAGGAGUAUCUCCGUUAAGCGUGGCUGUGAAGAGGGGUCAUAUGGACACUGCACUGCGUCUCCUGAACCGAGGAGCGAAUAUACACACAACAGACAAUAAUGGCAACACUCCAUUACACAUAGCUGUACUGGAGAGAAGGGAGGAUAUCGCAGAGAUGUUGAUAUACCGCGGAGCGGACGCGUCAAUGCUAAACAAUGGAGGUCACUCUGCACGAAGUCUAUCAAUAGAAAUGGACGGAACACCUUUGAUAAAAACCCUCCAUGGUCUUCCAAUAACAAAGGGGUGGACAAAAUGACUCAAUUAUUAAAUGGAUAUCAAGUGUGGUGCAACCUGUCCCGCCUUUGCAUCAGGACAUUGCUGACUAUCGACGCCAUCAGACAAACUUUACUGGAUCAGUGUUAAAAGACUGAUGAAAUAAUAUAAAGAUACAAAAGAUAUGAAUCACAUAUACAGGUUAAUAAUGAACAAAUGUUUAAGUUUCAAAUUUGACAUAAGACGAAUGUAAAAAAAAAUAUGUGUUUUAUGACUUUUUGCUAUUUUAAUGUAAACAUAUUUUAAAAGUUUAACAAAAAUAUCAGACAUAUUAUGAAAACGUUGUAUGUUUGAAAUCGAUUUAAAAAUACAGAUUUUUAUACAAAUAUUUUUCGAAUUCAUAGUUUCGAAACCUUGGGCGAAUGAGUUUAUUGUCAUUACACUUUUUCAAGAGUGUACGUACAUAUUUUUCUAAUCCUUACACUUAAAAAAAUAAAUAACAUUUCUUUUGCAUCAUUGCA
Mizuhopecten yessoensis (Yesso scallop) is the source of this 3211-nucleotide messenger RNA. RefSeq lists its product as uncharacterized. NCBI's taxonomy places the organism in Eukaryota, Metazoa, Mollusca, Bivalvia, Pectinida, Pectinidae. The coding region runs from base 181 to 2733 and encodes 850 amino acids. The record is from RefSeq and is a predicted model, not a curated record. The transcript is spliced from 7 exons. Gene Ontology annotation, molecular function: protein binding.